Amaranthus tricolor (Joseph's coat) is the source of this 726-nucleotide messenger RNA. RefSeq names its product expansin-A23-like. NCBI's taxonomy places the organism in Eukaryota, Viridiplantae, Streptophyta, Magnoliopsida, Caryophyllales, Amaranthaceae. The record is from RefSeq and is a predicted model, not a curated record. Gene Ontology annotation, cellular component: extracellular region. Gene Ontology annotation, biological process: plant-type cell wall organization.
AUGGCUCAAAUUCAAGGUGCCUAUAAUGGUUGGGAUCAUGCCCAUGCUACAUUUUAUGGGGAUAUCAAAGGUGGCCAAACCAUGUCUAAACGGUGCAUGGUGCAUGGUGCAUGUGGUUACAAGGACUUAUUCAAACAAGGAUACGGUCUAGAAACAACAGCCUUAAGUACGGCACUCUUCAACAAUGGAUCUACUUGUGGAGCUUGUUUCGAAAUAACUUGUGUAGACUUGCAAUGGUGCAAGAAAGGCGCUAGUCCGAUUCGCUUUACCGCCACCAAUUUCUGCCCUCCAUAUUACAAAGAAACACCACAAGCAUGGUGUAAUCCGCCUCGAAAACAUUUCGAUUUAUCAAUGCCUAUGCUUCUUAGAAUUGCUCAAUAUAAAGGUGGAAUUGUACCUGUUCAUUAUAGAAGGGUUAUAUGUCAAAAAAAGGGUGGUGUUAAAUUUGAACUUAAGGGAAAUCCAUAUUGGUUAAUGGUUUUGGUUUAUAAUGUUGGGGGUGUUGGAGAUAUUGUUGGGUUAAAUAUUAAGGGUGGCUCCCAAUCUAGUUGGGUAAAUAUGAGUAGAAAUUGGGGACAAAAUUGGCAAACUUGGGCAAGGUUACAAGGUCAAAGUCUUUCAUUUCAAGUUGUUACAAGUGAUGGUAAGAUGUCUUUGUUUAGUAAUAUGGUACCUAGGGUUUGGAAAUUUGGUCAAACUUAUGAGAGUAAGAUUAAUGUUAAUUAA